Messenger RNA from Parasteatoda tepidariorum (common house spider), 1234 nucleotides. RefSeq lists its product as uncharacterized. Gene Ontology annotation, molecular function: carboxylic ester hydrolase activity. NCBI's taxonomy places the organism in Eukaryota, Metazoa, Arthropoda, Arachnida, Araneae, Theridiidae. Gene Ontology annotation, cellular component: mitochondrion. Gene Ontology annotation, biological process: lipid metabolic process. The record is from RefSeq and is a predicted model, not a curated record.
AUCUGUCCUUCUACUUGACAAAGGUUUAUAAGCCUAAAUUGAGCAAACAAGCCAGCAAAUGUAUGUAAUUUCAAUAAAGCAAUAAAGUCAAGUUUUUGCAUGCUGGUUGUGAGAUUGAAUUCACCACAAUUGCUCUUUUAAUUCAACUUCUUGUUGUGAUUUAAUUUAGUGUUUAUCAAGGUCAAUAGGCAUAAAAAUUUGAAUAAUGUCUUGUUUCAGGUAUACACCAAUCAAAAUGGCCCAUAAAGUGUUUGAGACAUUAAGAGGAAAAAGUAAUGACAAGUGUCCUGUUAUUUUUAUGCAUGGCUUAAUGGAAUCCAAAGAAACAUGGAGAAGGGUUCCUGAACGUGUGGCAAAUAAAACGAAGAGAAAGGUUUAUGCCUUCGAUGCUCGAAAUCAUGGCGAAAGUGAACACACUAUGGUUUCCAAUUUUGAUAACAAUCUUUAUGACCUUUACCACUUUAUGGACACAAUGAAAAUUGAAAAAUCUAUUUUAGUGGGUCAUAGUAUGGGUGGAAUGACGGCCAUCAAAGCUGCCCUAGACCAGCCAUCAAGAGUAGAAAUGGUGUUUAGUGUGAACAUGCAUACUGAUAAAAUACAUCCAGAAAUCAUUAAUAGAUGGUUAUUUCACUUAUUGAGACUAGCGGAUGGAUAUUGCACCUUUGAAAUAAACAAACCAAAUAUGGCAUUUGUUACUGAGCCGCCAUCCAACGAAAAAAUGAGGAAAAAUGAGAAACUUUACAAUUCCGUGCACGUAUUUAGAUGUCUGGCUCUCUCAGAUGCUCUCCUUGAAUUCGACGCAGCACAGCCCACUACCCACUUAAAUGGAAAGUAUCCCGGGCCAGCCUAUUUUAUUUUUGGUCCAAGAAAUAUAUUGUGUGGAAAACGACUUUACACCUUGAGUCAUAUUAAACAUUUUCCGGAAGCUGAAGUAAUACCAAUGACAGACUACUCCAACGACUUAUUUAGAGACAAAAAACUAGCUAAUGCUCUGUGUGAAACAAUUCUUCAUGUACAAAAAUUUAUUUGAGAGUAUUUAGAUUUUUAAUCUUACUAUAUUAGGUAUUUAAUACUUGCAAAUCUUUGUUUGAUAUCUGUUCAAUGUUUCUUUGUCAGUUUUACAAUGUUUUUCAAAAAUACUUACUCUUUGAUUAUUCAAUGUUUUAUACAGUUUUGUAAAAGUGAUUGGAAUUUAAGAUUUGCCUGUCCAAAUUAAUAAAUAUUUUGAAUUUAA